GGUAGAACGCGCUAGUUGCUCAGUAAACCUUGGACGUGCUGGAACUGAUUGCGCUAUCAUCGAUCCACACGAAAUUAGAAACGCGUCAACAAUCAAAAAUUAUUUCUAUUUAAUUUGUCAUUAAUUAGCAACAAAAUGACAAAAGUAGCGCCAAGAAUCAAGCUAAACAAUGGCGAGGAGAUGCCCGUGCUGGGCCUGGGCACCUGGAAAUCAUACGAAUCGGAAGCCUACCAGGCGACACGUGACGCCAUCGACAUUGGCUACAGACACAUAGACACCGCGUUUGUCUACGAGAACGAACAGGAGGUGGGCAAGGCGAUACGCGAGAAAAUAGCCGAGGGCGUGAUCAAGCGGGAGGAGCUGUUUGUGACAACCAAAUUGGGUGGCAUACACCACGAUCCGGAGAUUGUGGAGCGUGCAUUUAGAUUGAGUCUCAGCAACCUGGGUCUGGACUAUAUAGAUCUGUAUCUGAUGCAUUUGCCAAUUGGCCAAAAGUUUCACAACGACAACAAUGUGCAUGGCACACUGGAGCUGACCGAUGUCGAUUAUUUGGAUACAUGGCGUGAAAUGGAGAAACUUGUGGAUCUGGGACUUACCCGCAGCAUUGGCCUAUCCAAUUUCAAUGCGUCGCAAACGUUGCGCGUCCUGCAAAACUGUCGCAUCAAGCCCGUGGUCAACCAGGUGGAAUGCCAUCCGGCCUUCCAGCAGCAGCAGCUGCGCGAGCAUGCCCAGCAACAUGGACUCGUCAUCUGCGCCUACUGCCCGCUGGCACGCCCGCAGCCGGCGCGUCACUGGCCGCCAUUCCUGUACGAUGAGCGUGCGCAACAGCUGGCCAAGAAAUACGGCCGGACGACGGCACAGAUAUGUUUGCGUUAUCUGAUACAGAUUGGCGUCGUGCCGCUGCCAAAGUCGUCGAAUAAGGCGCGCAUUGCCGAAAAUUUUAAUGUAUUCGAUUUCGAGCUGCAGGAGGAGGAUAUGGUCGCCAUGGAGAAAUAUCACACGGGCGUGCGCACAGUGCCCUUUAGCGGCAUGUCUGGUCACAAAUAUUAUCCAUUUCACGAUCAAUUCUAGAGUUACGUUUCUUUAUUUAAGCAUUUAAAUAAGCUGGCUUAGUUAUUUUUAAUAAAAAAAAAACACACAAAACACAGGGUUGUAUUGCAAGAAGACUUUUGCUAAUCAGCUUGUAAAUGGGCACAUUUGAUAAAAGCCAAGUCUGCUGCGCAUCUUAUCUUGGGUAUCUUACGUAAAUGGGACUAGCAAAAUUAGAAGGUUGUCAAGUUUUUUUAGUAUUUGUUUCAUUUUGAGCGUGUAAAAAUAUAUAUGUACAUAUAGCCUGAAUGAUUGUGUUUAGAGAUAAAGUGUACAAGUUAACUAAUGCAACUGUUACGUUGACUUAUUUCUAUUCCCGGCGCAUUGAAAUCAUAUCUGCUAAAUGCUGUCAUGUUUGUCGCCGGGAUUUGAAGUGUCUGUCUUAUCAGUUGACGGAUUUUAUUGUGAAAUUAAAUAAAUGGUUGGGGGCGAAUGACCUUGAAGGCUAGCAAA
Molecule: messenger RNA, 1542 nt
Organism: Drosophila virilis
Lineage: Eukaryota; Metazoa; Arthropoda; Insecta; Diptera; Drosophilidae
Product: aldo-keto reductase family 1 member B1
Cellular component (GO): cytosol
Molecular function (GO): aldose reductase (NADPH) activity
Source: RefSeq, a predicted model, not a curated record